This is a messenger RNA of Capsicum annuum, 1961 nucleotides long. RefSeq lists its product as uncharacterized. Gene Ontology annotation, biological process: regulation of DNA-templated transcription; chloroplast organization. The transcript has 2 exons. NCBI's taxonomy places the organism in Eukaryota, Viridiplantae, Streptophyta, Magnoliopsida, Solanales, Solanaceae. The record is from RefSeq and is a predicted model, not a curated record. Gene Ontology annotation, cellular component: chloroplast. Gene Ontology annotation, molecular function: double-stranded DNA binding. The coding region runs from base 233 to 1372 and encodes 379 amino acids.
AACUGAAUGUCAUUUUAUUUUAAUUAAUAAUAAUUUAAUUCUAAAAUUUCUUUUUUAUCAUCAAUAAAAUAAUUUACAGCCACUAAAAUUACGUCAAAUUACAUUUUUAAAAAAAUAUUAUCUCAAAUCAAGUAGUGUCUCAUAAAAUGGAAAGGGAGAACAAAAAUGAAUUUGUUAGGCCAGUUUGGUCCAUUUUUUUUUUUUUUUUCCAGAUCGAUGAAAAGUGGAAACUAUGGCGGCUCUCUUAUUCCGACGGUUCCGCAUUUGCGCAGCAGCAAAACAGUUUUUCCUAUUUGAAUAUUCAACAACAACUGCAUCUAAAACUGUCAGCGACAACACACAUUUCUUGGUAAACUACCUCGUCAACUCACUAGGUUUUUCUAAACAAGAUGCCAUUUCCACAAACGAUAAGUUAACACGUUUUAAAACUACUGGGGAUCCUCGUACAGUGUUAAAUUUCUUCGAACAAAGUGGUUUGGACAAAACCCAUAUAGGUAAAAUUGUUACUGCAGUUCCUAAGUUGCUUUUAUGUGAUGUUGACAAAACCCUAAAACCUAGGCUUGAAAUUCUUCGAGAUCUUGGGUUGUCUGGAUCUGAUUUAGUUAAGGUUGUUACUGGAAAUCUGUUUGUUUUAGGGAGUCCAGAAGUUUCUGAAAUGAAAUCUUGUGUUAGUUAUCUUAGAGAUGUUUUGGGUAGUGAUGAGUAUGUAGUGAAGGCUAUUAAGAAGAAAACAUGUUUGCUUUCUGGUAAAGCUUGUGAAAGAGUGAGAGUGAAUACGUUGUUUUUUCGGAGUAUUGGGUUUACUGAUAGGGAUAUUAGGAAAUUUAUACUUCAAAAUCCGUAUACGCUUUUGGCAAAUCCUAAGAGUGUAGAGGAAAAAGUGCAGAAACUUGAAGAUGAGUUUAGUAUUUCACCAGCCUCGGGGUUGUUUAUACAUGGAGUUGAUGUUUUUAUUUCGAUGAGAGAGUCGACGAUAGAUACGAAACUUGGGGUUUUAAGGGAUUUUGGUUGGUCGGAAUUGGAGAUAAUUAAGUUGGUUCGGCUAUUGCCGUAUUGUUUGAGGUUAUCACAGAAGAGAUUGCGAGCUGCGUUGAACUUCUAUAUGGGGCAACUUGGUUUGAAGCCUGCCUACUUGGCUUCUCAUCCGACACUGCUUAUGUUCAGUAUGAAAAAGAGGGUUUUGCCACGGUUGGAGCUCAUGAGAAGUUUGAUUGAGAAGAAACUACUGAACGAAGAUUACAGUAUGUAUACUGUUCUGUUGCCAUCAGACCAGAAGUUUUAUCAAGUUUAUGUGCUUCCCCACAAGGAUAAGAUGCCUGACGUGUGUGAACCAUACAACAAAAUUCAGCAGCAUGGAAAAGAUAAAAAGUAAAACGCUGCUUGCCAGAGUAUUUUGGCUCAAUAGCGACUUCCAAUGUUGUGCUGGAUGAGGCAUGGGAAAAUAGCAAGGUGGCUGUGGUCUGGAUCAAAAUGGAGGAAUCAACAAUUGUGUCAUUUGAUUGAGAAGGGUGGCUAUGACAAAACAGCUUUGCGGGUGACUCACUGGCUAUUCACUGCUGCUUGUUGAAAGCAUUUGAUAUGCAAUUAAAAGUCGUCUCAAGCACGCAUUCAUACAGAUUGCAGGUUGCAAACACUCAGCAUUCUGUCAAACAAACUGAAGCAGAGGCAGUGCUGCAUGAUUUUGUUCGUUACUAAAUAAAGCUUUUGUUAGUUUUAACUCUCUAAGCUGGCCAAUUAGCAAUGACUGGCAAUUUUUUUUCUGAAUCUUGAGCUACAUUUAGUCUUAUUGCUAAGUACACGCUUUUGAUAAUUCUCAUCAUUUCAGUUAGGUAGCAGAGGCCAGGACAAGAGGCACUUGUUCAAUAGGUCUUGUAGUAUUUGAAGCAAUCCGUGAUCAACUUAACCUACUAAGGUGAUAUUCAAAUUUCCACCACCUCCUUGAAGGAGAGAUGUUUUGCUCC